CUAUAUAAGCUGGAAUCGAGGUUCUGUCAAGCAGGAGAGCUUACACAGAUUUGGUCUGGUUGGGAUAUUUCUCACUCAUACCCACCAAAGUAGGGCCCCACAGAGCUAGCCCACCCCACUCUCAGGAUGCCCAGCAGAACAGCCCGCUACGCCCGCUACAGUCCCCGACAGCGGAGGCGGCGGCUGUUGGCUGAUCGGAGUGUGCGUUUUCCUAAUGAUGUCCUCUUCUUGGACCACAUCCGCCAAGGCGACCUGGAGCAGGUGGGGCGCUUUAUCCGGGCUCGGAAAAUCUCCCUAGACACUAUCCACCCCUCAGGCCUGGCUGCUCUGCAUGAAGCUGUGCUCUCCGGAAACCUGGAGUGUGUGAAGUUGCUAGUUAAAUAUGGUGCUGACAUCCACCAGAGGGAUGAGACAGGCUGGACACCACUGCAUAUCGCUUGCAGUGAUGGGUACCCUGACAUAGCCAGGUACCUCAUCUCUUUGGGGGCUGACCGAGAUGCAGCCAAUGAUGAUGGCGAUCUGCCCUCCGACCUUAUUGACCCGGACUUCAAGGACUUAGUGGAACUCUUCAAAGGAACCAGCAUGGAUUGAGUCAGCCGUGCCCUUUGGGGGCUUGUGCCUCCUUGGACAAGUGGCAAGCACCUUGCCCCAGGGACUAGAGUGCCCACUGGACGUGCAGUGAGGCAGCCAGGCUGGUUAGGACUUGGGAGGCUCGACCCUCUUACCCCUAGA
Messenger RNA from Apodemus sylvaticus (European woodmouse), 732 nucleotides. RefSeq names its product protein phosphatase 1 regulatory subunit 27 (gene Ppp1r27). Lineage: Eukaryota; Metazoa; Chordata; Mammalia; Rodentia; Muridae. The record is from RefSeq and is a predicted model, not a curated record. Bases 127 to 591 code for a protein of 154 amino acids. Gene Ontology annotation, molecular function: phosphatase binding. The transcript is spliced from 3 exons.